GAAACUCUUAAUACCCAAAUGUUAUGACCUACAUAAACACAGCCUGCCACUCCUUGUUUUCCAAAUCCCUUAUCACAACAAACCGUCAUACCACCCACAUCCUCAAAAUGUCAUCGACACCACAAUCAUCCACCUCCUCGGCCAUAACCCCGCGCCGCAAGCGCAUCAUCAUCGCCCUCACCGGCGCAACAGGCACCAUCCUAGGCAUCCAAGCGCUCAUCGCGCUGCGCGCCCUCAACGUCGAAACCCACCUGAUCAUCAGCAAAUGGGCAGAGAACACGCUCAAGUACGAGACCGACUACACGGUGGCUAACGUGCGCGCGCUGGCGGACUACAGCUACAGCAAUCACGACCUGGCGGCGCCCAUCGCCAGUGGGUCUUUCCGCGUCGAAGGCAUGAUCGUCGUGCCCUGCAGCAUGAAGACGCUAGCGGCCAUCAACGUCGGGUACGGCGAGGAUCUGAUCGCCCGCGCCGCGGACGUCAUGCUCAAGGAGCGCCACCGCCUGGUACUGGUCACCCGCGAGUGUCCGCUCAGCAGCGUGCAUCUGGAGAAUAUGCUCAGCGUGACGCGGCAUGGGGCCGUCAUCUUCCCGCCCGUGCCGGCGUUCUACACCAAGCCGGCAGGCUUGGCGGACGUCGUGGAGCAUAUUGUUGGGCGAGUUCUGGAUUUGUUUGGGUUGGAAAUGGAAGGGAUUCCGCGGUGGGAGGGAUUUGUUAAGGAUUGAUGGGGCGAUGAUGGGAGAGCGGGUUUGGGGUUUAUAGAUUGGUUUGGUUGCUUUGGGU
This is a messenger RNA of Aspergillus homomorphus CBS 101889, 783 nucleotides long. Its product is annotated as UbiX family flavin prenyltransferase. Gene Ontology annotation, molecular function: carboxy-lyase activity. The coding region runs from base 108 to 725 and encodes 205 amino acids. The record is from RefSeq and is a predicted model, not a curated record. The transcript has a single exon. Lineage: Eukaryota; Fungi; Ascomycota; Eurotiomycetes; Eurotiales; Aspergillaceae.